Messenger RNA from Lepisosteus oculatus (spotted gar), 1150 nucleotides. NCBI's taxonomy places the organism in Eukaryota, Metazoa, Chordata, Actinopteri, Semionotiformes, Lepisosteidae. The record is from RefSeq and is a predicted model, not a curated record.
AUGGGACAGAACGACUUCCUGAAGGAGAUCAAGAUCAUGUCGCGCCUGAACGACCCCAACAUCAUCCGGCUGCUAUGGUGUGGUUUCUGCACGCAGGGCAAGUUCACCACAGCGAGUGACGCGUGGGCCUUCGGCGUGACCCUGUGGGAGAUCUUCACACUGUGCAAAGAGCAGCCCUACAGCCUGCUGUCGGACGAGCAGGUGAUCGAGAACACGGGGGAGUUCUUCAGGAACCAGGGCCGGCAGAUCUUCCUGUCUCCGCCCCCGCUGUGCCCGGCGCCCCUCUUCGAGCUCAUGCUGCGCUGCUGGAGCCGCGACAUCAAGGACCGGCCCACCUUCGAGCGUCUGCAUCAGGCCCUGCGGGAGCACGCCGCCUAGGGGGGCGGGGCCAGCACACGCAGGGAGGGGGGGGAGUGGCCUCGAUGCUCAGCACACCUGUGUGCACUCCCAGGGAGCCGCCCCCCCCCCCACAUCUGGCACACCAGGUCGCUGCGGGAGACUGGAGGGGGGCGAGAUUCCCUGGACAAACUCCGAUGUCUUCCCUUCUGCCUCCAUGGAAAGCCCAUGUCAGACAUGCAAGUGGAGUUGGAAGUACCCCAAGUGUACAGACACACGGAGGGGGUUCACCCCCGGACCCCAUCCUCCUACAAAGGCAGUGCGUUGUCUCGCACCCCGUGGCAGUUCUGGAAGGGCUGGGCUGCUGGAGUGCAGUUUUCCUGUGGAAGAGGGGGCGGGACUCUUGCAAGGGCAGGGCACUGCCCCGCCCACCCUGCCCCUUCACUGAUUGGACCAGGGUUAAGUCACUCUUCCGGGUCGCCGUGGCAACCAGAGAACAGGAAGAGGCCUUACUUAUUCCUUCCCUCCUCUUUGGACUCGGUGCGAUCGGCAUGGCGCUUUUAAAAAAAAACACAAUUCCAUUGCCUUCUAUCCAAAGCGUAUAUACACUCCCCUUAAAACACGGGAGGCAGACUCUGAGCAGAGACCGAAAUGAGCAAGCCCUCCUGUGUUUGGUGAGUUUCUGGACUUCUGAUUGUGUGUGCGUCCUGUGGUUUUUAUAUCGUAAAGCACUGCUGUCCGUUUGUUUUCACCAUUUUUAUUUUCCUUUUUUUUUUCCCUCCCCCACACUGGAGUUUUUUUUGUUUUGUUUUGU